Molecule: messenger RNA, 1263 nt
Organism: Protomyces lactucae-debilis
Lineage: Eukaryota; Fungi; Ascomycota; Taphrinomycetes; Taphrinales; Protomycetaceae
Product: ergosterol biosynthesis ERG4/ERG24
Exons: 1
Coding region: 1-1263 (420 amino acids)
Biological process (GO): ergosterol biosynthetic process
Cellular component (GO): endoplasmic reticulum membrane
Molecular function (GO): Delta14-sterol reductase activity
Source: RefSeq, a predicted model, not a curated record
AUGGAUACCGUCAAUCCCAAAACAACUCAUUUCGAGUUCUUUGGGCCUGUCGGUGCAGCUGCUGUGACAAUAGGCACACCACUUCUCACGUAUUGGCUCUUUCUAGCGUGCACACCCACACACUGUGCAACAGCCAGCUUGCCUAUCUUACCACCACUCCAAGACUUCCUGACUCUUCAAGCGUGUGGGCUGUAUGCUGCAUGGUUCCUGCUUUUAAUGGCAUUAUACUACCUCUUGCCAGGUGAGCAAGUACAAGGCCAACCCCUCGUCACAGGUACCAAGCUAAGCUAUAAAAUCAAUGGCUUCUCAUCCCUCAGACUCAUCCUCGCUGUGGUUGUAGCUGGGCUAUUUAUGAAUCCAAAAUUCCUGGAACCGUUAUGGGAACAGACCUUGCCACUCCUCACAGCAUCCCUCUUGGCAUCGAUUGGAUUGGCGUUAUGGAGCUACACAACGUCGUAUACACAAGAUAAAGCACUCCUUGCACAUGGUGGCAAUAGUGGCAUCUUCAUCUAUGAUUUCUUCAUUGGACGGCACCUGAAUCCACGAUUAUUCAAUGGAUCCUUUGAUGUCAAGUAUUUCUGCGAACUGCGACCAGGACUCUUCCUCUGGGUCUUACUGAACCUCGCCAAUCUGAUGCAUCAGUAUAAUACCACAGGCACCGUGGGCCUUGGUAUGCUGUUGGUCUGUGCCUUUCAAAUCUGGUAUGCAACCGAUUCCGUCAUCAAUGAGGAAAAAGUCCUCUCAACCAUGGAUAUCACAACAGAUGGCUUCGGUUUCAUGCUAGCAUUCGGUGAUCUCUGCUGGGUCCCGUUUGUGUAUUCUCAGCAAUCACGAUACUUGGCCUUGCACCCCGUCACCCUCUCUUGGCCAAUUCUCGCAGCAGUGGUAGCGUCGCAAGCUAUUGGAUUCUACCUCUUUCGCAGUGCCAAUUCACAAAAAGAUCGCUUCAGGAAUGACCCAACGCACGCGAGCGUCAAGGACCUGCGAUUCAUCCAAACACAGCGUGGCACAAAAUUACUCUGUGAUGGAUGGUGGGGGAAAGCACGACACAUCAAUUAUUUGGGUGAUUGGAUCAUGGCUUGGUCGUAUUGCUUACCCACUGGAUUUGGCAUGCCGCUCACUUACUUCUAUGUCGUUUACUUUGCCGUUUUGUUGAUUCAUCGCGAACGCAGAGAUGAGGAUAAGUGUAGUCGUAAGUAUGGCAAGGAUUGGCUGGCGUAUAAAGCCAAGGUCCCUUGGCGUAUCAUUCCAUAUGUCUAUUAG